GCGGAAUUGAAUAAAUAACUCGUAUUCGAUCAAAGCCAAACCAUAGACGUGCAUCGACUCUUAUAACCAAUGCGCCCAACCCUCUCCCUUCUCGCAGCCUUCCGCCCCUCUCGCCCUCUCUUCAAUGUCACUCCUUCGACUCCUGUUCCCCCGAGACCCAUCAAGAAAUAUCCACAACCUUUCAAACUAAACAGAUCGACGCCACACGCCCGACACAUCGUCCGCGCAGUCCUCACCUCCCCGACAGCACACGCUACUCCAUUCGGCGCGUUAUCGAACCUGGAGCUGUAUGAUGAGAUUCAGAGACAGUUUUCGGAGGAGAGGUUGAAGGGGGAAGACCUGGUAUCUGCUAUGAAGGAGGAGGAGAAGGAGGAGCAAGCUUGGAGGGAGCAUAGUCUGUGGGGCAACGAACUGAAGAAAGGGAAGGAGAAGGAGAAGAGCAAGGGGGACGGUAAGGGAGAUGGAUCGCAGGCAGGAAAGGGGAAGCCGGCGCCGGACUUACGUCCUGUUAGCUCGAUGAGUCACCUCAAACGAAUCAUCGUUCCCGACAUGGAAGCCCACCGCGAGAUUGAACAACUUCAUAUUCAACGCCGCAUCAACGUCCCCUCGCACCUCAGAUCCAUGUUCGACGCGUCGAGUAACAGCUUCAUGACCUCCGUCUCAGCUUCCCCUCCCCCCUCCUCCUCCUCGACAGACUCCGAUUCAUCCCUUUCAUCGUCAUCUUCUGCGCUUCCCUCUACCGAUCCAUCUUCCGCUCGCCCAUCGUCGGCCGACUCGUGUUCAGACAACGCUUCGUCCCACUCGCUCUAUCCACAUAUCCCAAUUGGUUCGAUCCCUACUGGAACAAUGUCGCGCAUCCUCCUUCCCCAAGAAAUGGCGAUGCAACUGAGGUUGAAAACGGUGCCAGUCGAGCAUCAUGGUUUGACCAAGAGACAGAGAAAGCAGAAUAGACUGGGCCCCGAGUAUCACUUGCAAUUGACCGAUCCGCGGACGAAGAAGGUUGUCGAUGAGUACGAUGAACAGACCAACAAGUUGAAGCCCAAGUCCACUUCGCGGGAGGCAAAGUCGAGCAUAUUGCAGAAGAAAGUGACGAAGGUGAUGACCCCGAGAGAGACGUGGUGGGUCGAUGCGGACCUUGAGCCGGACGGGUUGCCGAAUGAGGAGUGGAUGUGGCGGGCUACGCCGGAGAGUAUGCAUUCGCGAUCUGAUUCAACGCUCAUCGUCCGAGUCACGCCGAAAGAGCGCGCUCGGAUGAAAAAGACGAUGAAGCGCCAGGCUGCAUGGGAUGCUAAGGCUGCCUUGGCGUCUACGUCUUCCACCUCAGCGUCAUCGUUCAACCACCCAUACAAACACCGAGACAAAUACGCCCCAAAACAUGAUCGCAAUCUCCAAAAUCCUAUUGCUCACGGCUUCGACGGAACCGAAAACCGAGACGGACAAAGUGAGGAGGAGGCUCUGAUUGAGGGGAUGCAGGCUUGGGCCAAUGUUGGGGCUUCUCGAGCUGGGGGAGGAUAUACCGGGAAAGUUGACGUUCAGGCGGGGGAACUGCGUGGGGUCGGGUUGAAGUCAUCCAAAAUCAGGGGAGAUCCUUGAUUUUUGCCUGGAUUGGGCGUAAAGGGAUCGUAUUGAGGGGAGGGGGGUCCGAGACACGGUCGCUUUGGACGGGGGUACAUAGUGCAGUAUCAUACCCAUGUUGACGCUUCGUCAGAUAUAGGGGCCUCCUUUGAGCGCUGAACUCUGAUGUUCUUCGAUGCAUACGAGGGAUUAGUAGAGUAUGCGGGAUACGUAGGUGAUCGACGUUUGACGAAGAAGGAAGCGCAUCUGGCCGGGGUAGAAGGGGUGAAGGAAGGAAGUAUCGCAAUACGGCUAAUCGAGAGCGAGAAUGGUACGAGGGACCCUAUAUAGGGAAACGGAGAUUGCUCGCGCACCAGUAGGCACUCAAGAGUCAAGGUCGAGGCAUCCGAGGAGGGCGAAAAUUCGUGUGGAGGAGGACGAAGUAUGCUCUGAGAAGGGUAACAAGCUCUGGAGACUGCGACACUGAAUAUAAUAUAAUAUAUGCAGGAAUAAU
Messenger RNA from Stereum hirsutum FP-91666 SS1, 2068 nucleotides. RefSeq lists its product as uncharacterized. NCBI's taxonomy places the organism in Eukaryota, Fungi, Basidiomycota, Agaricomycetes, Russulales, Stereaceae. The coding region runs from base 70 to 1593 and encodes 507 amino acids. The record is from RefSeq and is a predicted model, not a curated record. The transcript is spliced from 3 exons.